ACAAAGGUGAACACUAGCCUCUCUCACGGAGCUUACGUUCUAAUGGAAUAGAUGGAAAGCAAACAACUAAACCAAUGAAAAUAUAAUUUCAGAUAGAGUUAAAUCCUAUGAAGAAAAACAGAGUAGGAUAGAGGGGUGGAGAGUGUGGGAUGGUGGAGCCAGGGUAUUUUAGGAUGACCAGAGAAGUCCCCUCUAAAAAGGUGAACUGGAACAGAGGCCUGAAUUAAGUGAGGGGGAGCUAUGUGAAGAUGUGGGAGAAGAGUGAUCCAGGCCAGGAGGUUCCACGAGGACAAAGAGACAAUGGCUUUCCUUAUGAAAAGUAUGAUAAGUAACCAGGUAAAAAAUUUAGGACUUGGUGGUAGGUCUGAAGAAAAAAAAGAAGGAGGAGGUACCUCUGAUCCUGCAGCAGCCCAAGGGAUGACUAGAGAGGAAUAUGAGGAAUAUCAAAAGCAAAUGAUUGAGGAGAAGAUGGAAAGAGAUGCCGCAUUUACACACAAAAAGGCAGAGAGGGCGUGCCUCAGAGUUCAUCUCAGAGAAAAGUACAGGCUCCCAAAGAGUGAAAUGGAUGAGAACCAAAUCCAGAUGGCUGGAGAUGAUGUGGAUUUGCCCGAAGAUCUCCAGAAAAUGGUAUAUGAAGAUCAAGAAGAGGAAGAAGAUAAGGAUUCUAUUCUUGGGCAGUUACAGAAUCUCCAGAACAUGGACUUGGAUACCAUAAAAGAAAAAGCCCAGGCCACCUUCACUGAAAUCAAGCAGACAGCAGAGCAGAAGUGUUCUGUGAUGUGAGGAGCGGGUAGGGGUGGCGGGAGGGACCAGGCCAUCUGCAGAAAAGGCACUCUCCCGUGGAGCAUUUCGAGCAGCAUAUCUUAUUUUAUAUUUUAAAGUAGCAAAAACAGUUAGGAAAACCAUGAUGAUAAAGCUCCCUGCAAACACAUAGACAAUAACUUGCUUGUUCUGAAUGUUCCUGGCAGAGCAUUUAGCUAGCAACUUGCAGCAGAAAACACUC
This is a messenger RNA of Galeopterus variegatus (Sunda flying lemur), 1003 nucleotides long. It is a transcript of the gene CPLX4, whose product is annotated as complexin 4. Gene Ontology annotation, biological process: regulation of neurotransmitter secretion; neurotransmitter transport; synaptic vesicle exocytosis. NCBI's taxonomy places the organism in Eukaryota, Metazoa, Chordata, Mammalia, Dermoptera, Cynocephalidae. Bases 301 to 783 code for a protein of 160 amino acids. The record is from RefSeq and is a predicted model, not a curated record. Gene Ontology annotation, cellular component: terminal bouton; SNARE complex. Gene Ontology annotation, molecular function: syntaxin binding. The transcript has 4 exons.